This is a messenger RNA of Alosa sapidissima (American shad), 2476 nucleotides long. It is a transcript of the gene gpr101, whose product is annotated as G protein-coupled receptor 101. NCBI's taxonomy places the organism in Eukaryota, Metazoa, Chordata, Actinopteri, Clupeiformes, Clupeidae. Gene Ontology annotation, cellular component: membrane. Gene Ontology annotation, biological process: G protein-coupled receptor signaling pathway. Gene Ontology annotation, molecular function: G protein-coupled receptor activity. Bases 543 to 1865 code for a protein of 440 amino acids. The transcript has 2 exons. The record is from RefSeq and is a predicted model, not a curated record.
GGCUACCGCGUAGGCUAUAGGCUAUGUCGUCAUGUUUAUGGUGUGGUGGAACGACUCACUCUCAAUUCUUUGCUAAAGCAUCACUGACUAGUUGAUCAAAUCUAAAAAAUGCAACGAUGGCUCACAAGUGAACACUGUCUAUCAGGUUUUCACGACUGAAUUGGACGCUCUUCUGACUGAUGCUUGGUGGUAUGUGCUGCGUCGGACUCAAGGGGCUGCUGCCACUGCCAUUGAUUGUACAGCGGUGACCAAAAUGGGAGAGCGGUGUUGUGAUCAGAGCGAAGCGGCAUCAAUGGGAAAGAGCAACGGGAUACCAAUCACCAAAUACCUCCGACAAAGACUCAUUGAUAAUGACAAUCACAAUCCCCGUAAAAGGAUUCUUCUGUCCUCGAUGACAACGUAAAGGUAAUAACGUUAGGUAAACCCAGUGGCUGAUCUAAAGAAAAAAGAACAACAAAAAAAAAACGUGUGGACAGAGUACGAAUCAGAGCCCGAGCGCCACACAUGCAUCUGUCUCCUCACUUGCAGUCCUUGCCGUCAGCAUGCCCACCUUGGAGGCGCCCAGAGAGGGCUUUGCCAACGCCAGCCUGCCCUGGGGCCCGGGCGCCGGGGGCCCGUCGGUGAUCAACAGCACGGUGAAGAUGGUGCUGAUCUCGGCCAUCGUGUGCACGUCGCUCUUCGGCAACGUGGUGGUGCUGCUGGUGUUCCAGCGCAAGCCGCAGCUGCUGCACGUGGCCAACCGCUUCGUGCUCAACCUUCUGCUGGCCGACCUGCUGCAGACGGUGCUGGUCAUGCCCUUCGCCAUCGCGGCGGCCGCCCCGGGGGUCUGGCCGCUGGACGCCCGCCUCUGCCAGGCCCUGGUGGUGCUCAUGCACCUGUUCGCCUUCGCGGGCGUCAACACCAUCAUGGUGGUGUCCGUGGACCGCUACCUGGCCAUCAUCCACCCGCUCUCCUACCCGACGCGCAUGACGCCGCACCUGGGCACCAACCUCAUCGCGCUCACCUGGCUGCUGAGCGUGCUGCAGAGCACGCCGCCGCUCUACGGCUGGGGCGCCAUCGAGUUCGACCGGCACCACAACGCCUGCACGGUGGUGUGGUCCUCCAGCUACUCCUACUCGGCCCUGGUGUCGGCGCUCUCCUUCUGGCUGCCCGUGCUCAUCAUGCUGGGCUGCUACUGGAUGGUGUUCCGGGCCGCCCGGCGCCAGAACGCCCUGGUGCACCCCAUCCAGGCCAACAGCCACCUGCAGCCGCCCGAGUCCACCCAGGCGUCCUGCUCCAGCCCACAGAGAUCUCAGCAGCAGCAGCAGCAGCAGCCCCAGACGCCUCACCCCGACGCGCCCUCGUCCGGCUACCCGACCCGCGCGCGCCACAGACGCUUCCACUACCACUGCAAGGCGGCGCGCGUGGUCUUCGUGAUCAUGGCGUCGUACAUCGUGAGCAUGGGGCCGUACAGCGUGCUGAGCACGGUGGCCAUGUGCUCGCGCCGGCCUGUGCCGCCCUGGCUGGCCUCGCUGGCGCUCAUCCUCUUCUUCCUGCAGUGCUGCCUGCACCCCUACAUCUACGGCUACAUGCACCGCAGCGUGCGCAAGGAGUUCCUGGCGCUGCUCUGCGGCUCGCUCUGCCGGCCCGGCCGGCCGGGGAGGGGCUCGGCCGUCGACAGCUGCUUCACGGUGACGGACGGGCGGCUGGGGCAAGCGGGACCGGUGGGACACCCCAGCCAGGCGGCCCGCGUCUGCCCUCUGCGCACCUGGGAGGAGGGCACGGUGUCCUCCUCGCCAACGGAGAGGAGGUCCAGGGACAGCCGCAAGGAGACCACCUCCAUCAGCCUGAGCUCAGAGAAAGAGCUGACCGUCCACAGUAAGUGACCUCAGCAGCACAGGUUGUAAAUGGACCACUGCUGCGAGUCUGUAGAUUAAUAUGAGGCCCGGGGUCAGCUGGGAUAAACAUCCUCUCUGCAGUGUGGACAUGAAACCGUCCAGAUGAUACCAAGGUAAACCCAGGCAUACCUCUAUUGUGAUUCCUGUCCUUAACAUUCUGUUGUCCCCUCCACAGUGCCUGACUGCCAUGUGAUUGUGUUCUGAGGAAUUCUGUUGGGUAUAUGUUUGUGAUGUAUGCAUUCACGUUUUAAGCAUAGCUGAUGUAUAAUAAAAAGUGAAACCUUUAUCUUAGCGAGAAGCAAGAAUUACAUUUGAGCAGAUGUUAGCCAACUUAGCAAAUGAAUGUAAAGUGUUGCAGUGUUGUCUUGAUGUAGAGCACCAAGGAGAGGAAUGGCUGUUCAGAUGUUUUGUACUUCUUUUUGUAGACAUGUCAGUUCACUGUUUUGGAUACGUAUGUGUAUAGACUUAUCACCUCUGGCCAUUCAGAUUGAGUCUCGAGGGGCUGAGAUGAAGGGAAAUGCUGCUCAGAGAUUUUUAAGGAGUUUUUUUAGUUCUGUACAUGUUGGAUAUUGGUAAAGCAUCGUUUUGAUACUCUGGUA